AGAAGAAUGUCAAUUAAAUUGUCGACCAAUUGGUCAAGAUUUCUAUGCAAUUUUAAACCGUACCGUUGUGGAUGGUACAUCAUGCAGUCGUCCUUUAACCAUUGGAGGAUUACCUGCUGCAACAAUAAUGCGUGGAAUGUGUGUGGAAGGAAAAUGUCGGGCAGUGGGUCCAAAUGGUAUAUUAGGAUUAGAUUUAACACCACGCUUUCAUCAAUCUACGGCAAAGAAUUUGCAUAUAGGUGAAUUAUGUUCAGCAUGCGAAGAUGCAAAUAGUAAAUGUAUAUUAAUGAGCUUCAUUUUUACACAACCACAAAUGUCGCCUGGUUACACUUUAAUUGCCACGAUUCCAAAAGGUGCUUGUUAUGUAAAUAUAACACAACUGAGGCCAACGCGAAAUCAUUUAGCCCUACGUAAUCCCGAUGGUAGUUAUGUAUUCAACGGAAAUUGGGCAAUCAAUAAAAAUGGUAUAUAUGAUGCAGCUGGAACAAAAUUUUAUUAUAAUCGACCCGAUAAUUUAACAUUAUUAGAAUCAAUUACAAGUGUCGGUCCAUUAAUGAAUCCGAUCGAUAUUAUGCUCGUGUAUAGAGUACCAAACCCUGGAGUUAAAUAUGAAUAUAAAAUUGCCUCAAAAUCAGCAUUAAUGAGUGAAAAAAUAGCGCCACCAUCUAUCGACUUACGACGUCUAGAUCAUCGACCAUCUACUCUAUCAUCACAAGCUGAUGAAGCGGUCACACUACCUAGACAUAAUCAUCGUAUUAUGAAAAAUCGUCGAAAAAAAUACUCAUGGAAAAUAUCACCAAGUCGUACACCGUGUUCGAAAUCAUGCGGUGGUGGUUUUCAAUCACAAAUUGUUGUGUGCGUGCGAGAAUCGACACAAAUACCGGUACACGAACGUCGAUGCAUACAUUCAGACAAACCGACGGUGUUACCAGUACGAUGUGCGACACAACCAUGUCCGGCACAUUGGAUUACAACGUGGAGUCCAUGUUCUGUGACAUGCGGUCAAGGUGAACAAACACGUUUGACGUUUGAAUGUAAACAAGAAAUUAGUCAUAAAAUAAGUAUUAUGGUGAAUGAAGGUGCAUGUAUGGAACCAAAACCACCACUUCGAAAAGCAUGUUUUGUGCGUGAUUGUGAUGAAACUGGUACAACUGUUUCGCCUGAUGACGAUGAAAUAGCAAGUAAUGAUUUAAAUCAGGAUAAUAAUAAAUAUCAGCAAGCAUUUUGGCGUACUGGUCCAUGGUCACAGUGUUCGUCUACAUGUGGAAAUGGUUAUCGCACGCGUUCAGUGAUUUGUCAUGGUCAUAUGAUUCGUGCUGACGAUUGUCCAAUACAACAACGUCCAAAUAUUCGAGAACGAUGUGAAAAUCUCCCACCUUGUAAUACAGAUUACGAGACAACAACACAAAUUCGUACCAAUUUAUUAACAUCUUCACACACUAUUCAUAAUGUGACGUCGUCAUCAUGGUUAUAUACAGAAUGGUCACAAAAUUGUGACGAUGAUUGUGGUACAGGUAGUCAAUACCGACGUGUUGCAUGUUUACGUAAUGAUGAUACAUGCGCAGACACAUUAAAACCUGAAAUACAACGUUCUUGCACAAGUGAUCGUCAUUGUGGUGGAAAAUGGUAUACAGGACCAUGGGGUCGAUGUAUUGAACCAUGCGGUGUAAAUCCGAUACAAAAACGUGAAGUUUUAUGUGUGAUACAUGUGAAAGGACAAAGUCGUAUUGUAAAUGAAAAAACUUGUCCAAUUACAACACGGCCCAUUACCGAGAAACCAUGUGAGGAUGUACAUUGUCCAUCACAAUGGUAUACGAGUGAUUGGGGUGUAUGUAGUAAUCCCGUAAAUAGUAAUAAUUGUGAGAAUGCCAUUCAACGACGUGAUGUUCGAUGUUUGGAUGCAAAUCAACAUGACGCAAAUAAUUGUGAUAAUGAAGCUACACCGCCUAUGAAACGGUCGUGUGAACCUGCACAUUGUUCGAAUAGAGAUUUAUCAAAUUUAAAUAGGGCUGCACCGGGUGAUCAACCAGCCUUAGAUGGUGGAUGCGUUGAUAAAAUCGAUCGAUGUCGAACAGCAGUUCAAGCCAGAUUAUGUCAAUAUGAAUAUUACCAAACAAAAUGCUGUCUAUCAUGCAGUCGAGCACCAGAACUUCCUAGGGACUGAAAAUUGUUUUGUUGUAUAUAGUUUUAAAAAAAGUUGAAUGAGUUUCAUUCUCGUUCGUUAAAUAAAAUUUAUUUAAUUAAAUUUAUAAAAUAGUGAUUAAUUCAAUUGUGAUCACUCAAAAUAUUUUAAAAACAAAUACUACUGCCAAUUUGCCAUAUUUGUAUGUCAAGUGUGAACCAAAAAAAA
Molecule: messenger RNA, 2350 nt
Organism: Chrysoperla carnea
Lineage: Eukaryota; Metazoa; Arthropoda; Insecta; Neuroptera; Chrysopidae
Product: ADAMTS-like protein 4
Exons: 5
Coding region: 128-2164 (678 amino acids)
Biological process (GO): extracellular matrix organization
Cellular component (GO): extracellular matrix
Molecular function (GO): metalloendopeptidase activity
Source: RefSeq, a predicted model, not a curated record